AUGAAUGGAACGGUGGAAAACAAUCCCAUGGCAAAUGCCCCGCCAGUUCCAGGAGCAUCGGCUACGCCCAACAACUCCGUACAACAAAAAGCAGUGCGGAACUUCAAGCUGCUAGUCGAUCCAUUUCUGCACAGGGGCGCCCCGAAAGUGUAUCGCUACGAUGGAGUCGUACCGGGAGAUCCCAACCAUCCCACGGUUAUUCCGCGAGAUCCCCGAAACCCGCUAGCUCGCAUACGAUCCCGCGUAGAACCGUUGGAUAUUCCCGUGCCAAGGUUUAAAAUCGAUCAGCACUAUGUCGGCGAGCCACCGGCUAUAGAAAUCACAAUAACGAAUCUAAACGAUAAUAUCGAUAAGCCAUUCCUGUCGGACAUGCUAACAAAGUGCGGAAUCUUCACCGAGCUAUACAUUUACUACCACCCGGUCUCAAACAAACACCUCGGAUUGGCGCGAAUUGUAUUCGAGCAGGUUCGCUCUGCGCUGCUGUGUGUGGAGAAACUGAACGGGACCUCCGUUAUGGGUAAAGUGUUGAAUGUGUUUAAGGAUCCCUUUGGGGAGCAGUGUAAACGGUUGCUUGAAGAAAAAACGUCCGAGAAGAAACCCCCACUGCCACAGCCCCCUGCGCCAUCGUUACCACCAGCUAGUUCAAAUCAUCAUUCCCUGGCAAGCUUACCACCUUCUGCAAACGAACGCCAUCCGUUGAAGACAUACCGAAAAGCACCUCCCGAACCGGAUCACCCCCCAGAGCCAUGGGAGAAGAAAGCAGCCUCAGCGAUUGGAGAAGAUUCGGAGCUCUGGGAUGGCGAUGAAUUUUCAGGAAGUGCAGGGAAUAGCCAGGAUUCGAGUUACUACGGCAAAGAAAAAAGCAUCAAUCGCAAUCAUUUCAGCGGCGAGUGGGAGGACGAUGGACGCAGCCACGAUCCCAAGUACUACGAGGACAAGGAUCGUAAGCAUCACCGUCAUCAUCACAAGAGUGAACGUGCGCGAGACCGAGAACACGAGAAAGACCGCGAUAGGUAUCGCGACCGGGAUAAAGAUCGGGAACGAGAACGCGAUCGAGAUCGGGAUCGUGAUCGGACACGUGAAAGACACCGGGAUCGAGAGAGAACGCGCGAUCGUGACCGGGAACGCGUUCGGGAUCGCGAGUAUCGUGAACGUGAAUGGGACGCGAAAAAGAGAGGGGGGAAAGGCUACCGGGAUGCGUGGUAUGGUGAAUCCGAAGCCUACACCGCAGCUAGUCGGUACGAUGGUGGUUAUGAGUACUAUUCUUCGUCGUACACGGGAAACUCGGAGUACGGUUCGUUUGGUUAUCAGUCGUCCGAGAGCAGCUACGGAACUGCUUCAUCCUCCUCUAAAUGGGCUCCCACACAUCCGGCACCGCCGCCUCCACCUCCUCCACCAGAAGACAGUUGGGAUGGUAGUUCCAAACCUCCAGCACCACCACCGGUUCCGAGUAGCAGCAACAGCAGCAGUACUACUCGCCCUAUAAUAGAUGAUGGUGAUCUGUGGGAUACUGAUUCGAAUCCAAUGGCUCCGGGAACGAAUACGGUGCCCACAGUGACUGCCUCGUCCAGCUCGCCCAAGGAACCAAAAGCAACGAAAGUACCGGCCGCAAAUGAUGACGACAGUGGCAGCAUACUCGAUCUAGACACACGAAUAGCGAUGCUCUUCAAAGAAAAAACGUUUGGUGGAGCCUUUCUGCAGCUGAGCGACGACGACGAAGAAGAUCGUAAGCCUGAUCAUGUUACUGCUGUCGCCGCUGCUUCUGGCUCUGCUGAUGGUUCUCCCACCGUUGACUCUAGUCGGCUGAAGGAAGAAGAUAUGGAUAUCGAGAUGGAAGAGAUGGUGAGCGUGCGACGACCGCCAAGUCCUCCACCACCGGUUGAAGCUGUCCAGCCGCCUCCACCACUGUUACCACCGGAUGAGGAAUCAAACGAAGCGAAGCCACCGAAACGGGAGCCUAAAAUUGAGUGCUUGAAGGAGGAAGGAGCUAGUGAUAUUUCUUCCAGUGAUGAUGAGAUUCUCGCGAAAGACGAAGAAGCAAGCCGUAGUUCACUGCUUCUGGACGACAUCAAGCGUGAACCGAUUGAAAAGCCGUCUCUCUCUGGCUCGGAUGACUCGAAGCAGCUGGGCGGUCACAAGCCAGAAGCACCGCCAUUACCCAGUGAACCUGCGCCUCCGAUCCCUCCGCCACCUGAACCGACGGAAGGAGGCAAUUUCUCCUUCCUCUAUCCUACCAGUGGCUACUACAACUAUGGCCCACAAACGUCCACGGGCGCUGGGUAUUACCAUGGGUAUCCUACGGGUUUCCCGGGUGCGCCCAUCUUCAAUGCGUAUGGAAUGCCCACGUCCACGGGGCUACCGUACUAUCCUUCGGGAAAAAAACCGGGCUCGUACGGGCCUGACGAUGGGCAGGGCCACAUCUUAGAGGUUAGCGGCAGCACGAGCAUGAAAGAUCGCGCCCGUGGAGCGAAGCGGAAUCGCUACGAAAUAGCCAUCGAUUCCGUCGUGGAGCGCGUGGUGGCGGAACUGAAGCAAAUUUUGAAGAAAGAUUUCAACAAAAAAAUGAUAGAAAACACCGCCUUCAAGAAGUACGAGGCGUGGUGGGACGAAGAAGAGCGCAAGAGCAAAGGUGGUGAACAGAAAGGUGCCGCGUUUGGGGCCGAAAUAGCGAAUCAGGCCGGUCCAAGUAGUGCUGCGGUCAGUGGGACAGCAUUGAAGGUUGACAAAGCUCCCGAUAUAAACCAUUUGCUGAAUCAGACCUACGACAACCUGGACGCCAGCGGGGGAAGCUUUGUGGGGUUGGGUUUACGGGCUACCAUCCCGAAGAUGCCCAGUUUUCGGCGCAUCCGCAAGCAACCUAGUCCGGUGCCGCAAGACGAAGAUUCCCGCAAAAGUGACCAAGAUGACAUGGUCCGUGGGUCGGAUUCGGAGAAGGAGUCAUCCAGCGGUCCGACAACGAGCUCCUCCACUGCUGCCGGGCCAGUGUCGUCUUCCAGUAAAGGCGAUGCAGAAGUAUCGUCGCCCUCUACCGUUGCCGUCAGCAGGACACCAGGCGGAUCGACAGGUUUGGCCGGAAUCACGGCCCAUCCCACUCGAACGAGCGAGAAACGAAUGCCCAGCGUGUCCUCGUUUACGUCCAGCAGUGAAGACGACGAAUCCAGCGCGAGUGAAUCGGAUGACAGCUUGGAAUCGGGUUCGCUGUCGGAUGUGGACGCGGUGGCUGGUUACACUGCGAAACGGGUGCGCGAUCGCCGCGAACGGGAUAACCGUAUUUACUCCGAUUCCGACAGUGACGCCGUCGAGCAUCCGGUCAAGCAACGUGCCAGCGGUAGCUUUGGUGCGCGCCGCAUCAAGGAAGCAGGAAAAGUUGGCAAGAUUUACUCGGAUUCGGAUUCGGACGACGCGCAUUUGCCACCGCGCAAAGAAGUGCUCCCGUCGGUGUCGACGGAGAGACGGAAAAGCCGAAGCCGCAGUCGCAGCCCGCUCGGUGGCACAUCCACCGACAAGGUGCCGGUGCCGGGAGUCACUAAAAAAGCGGUCGUCGAUCCAUCGCAACUGCCCCAGCUCUCGCUGGAGGAACUGCACGAAGAUUUCUCUGCCAGUUCCGGGGACGAAAUGUUGCUGGUGGAGGAUGACCAAGACGCAAAACCACCGCGGACACCGGGCCGAGAAUCGCCAAAGAAGGCGGCUAACAAUACGGCCGUCAGUAGCAGCGCGGCCGACACCAGCGACAGUACACAGCAAAAUCACCAACCAUCCUUGUACGGCGUCUCGGACAGGAUUUACAGUGACUCGGACGAGGAGCGCGAGUACCAGGAAAAGCGGCGCCGCAAGGCCGAAUACCUACAGCAGAUCGAGCUCGAGUUUCAGGAAGAGUUGGAGCGGAUGGCCAAGGAGAAAGCCGCCCGGAAACCGUCCGAACGGGGGACACCGCUGGGUGGCCACAAGAAACUGGCAACGCUGGACGACAAGAAAGCGGUACCGUUGGCAUUCACGAGCGGGAAAAUGUCUAGUCUGGAUGAGCCGCUUACACCGAGCCUCUCGCAACCACCGCCCACUCCGGGUGCAAGUUUGGGCGAUUUGCGCAAGAACCCUCUGGGUGCGCUGUUUCCGAUGGGCGAUGGGUCCAGGGAUACCACAUCCGGCAGUAGCUCGACUCAGGAGAUCCUGCGAGACGACCAACCAACCGAAUCGUCGACGACGACGGCUUCGAAGAAAAGGAAGAAUUCCGCUGGCACCGGUAAGGGAGCUUCAUCGGCCAAGGUUCCGAAGGCGAGUCGGAAGUCCGAAUCCAAAGACGGACUCAACGGGUCGGAACAUGAAACCGAACACACAGCGGUCCACACCGAUCAGCCGGUACGGACCGGUUUGUCGGGAGAACCCGUUCGGCCUUCGUUGGCUUCCGGCGGGUCAGAAGACUUUUUCCUCGGAGUGGACGAAAACGUCCGAAGAUCCUCCAAAGCAUCACCGGCGUCGUCAGAUGGUGGCUCGAGUCAAGCCAGUCAGGUGGCCCUGGAUCACUGCUACUCGUUACCACCAUCCGCUUCCCCAUCGUCCUCGUCACCCCACCAGCAGUCGGAUUCGUCGACAGCCAACGCGCAAACCAUCAAAUAUGCUCCCUCGUCCGAGAAUGUGCUCGCGCACGAUCACGGUUACACCAACAAUAAAAACAGCACUACCAACAACGUCGAAAGCCAACGGACAGGUGCUGCGAUCGCUGGUAAUGGUGUCCUUGCGGGUGUUAGCAACGCGAUGCCCGCCAACAUCUCCGCCGUUGCCAGCAACAGUGUACCUGGCAAGGAUGUCGCUAUGAUGAAGCCACCGUUGCAGAUGAAGCAACGGAACGAUCGCAAACGGGUUGAUAAGCUGCCGUACGGGAUUGUCGAGUCCACGCCGGAGAGUGGUGUGCUGGAGCGGUUCGUACCGGUGCCAAAGUAUCGACCGCGCGAACUGUCCUACGAGAUGGGCAUACUGUUCGAUUUCCUGACGCGUGGCAUCGACAACGAGGACAUCCGGUACAUCCAGCAGAGCUACGAGUUGCUGUUGCUCGAUGACGCCAGCAGCUACUGGCUGAACGCGACGCACUGGGUCGACCAUUGUGCGACGGAUCGCAGCUUCGAACCGGCGCUGUUAGCCGUCCCACCUGGGAAGAGGCGAAAGAAGGACAAACUGGGCGGCGGUGGCAGCUCGCUGGCCGACAUCAAGCUGCACCGUACGGGGAGCGCGCGCACGGAAGGUUACUACAAGAUUGACCCGCGCGAAAAAGCCAAAUACAAGUACCAUCAUCUGAAGGGUACGGCGGCCGCGAACCAUCUGAGCAAUCUAGAGCUGGCCAAGGCGGUCACCAAGAUGCAGGGCAUAUCGCGGGAGGCCCGCUCGAACCAGCGCCGGUUGCUGAAUGCGUUCGGAGCGAGCACGGAAUCGGAGCUGCUCAAGUUUAACCAGCUCAAGUUCCGCAAAAAGCAGCUCAAGUUUGCCAAAUCGGCCAUCCACGAUUGGGGUCUGUUCGCGAUGGAACCGAUCGCGGCCGACGAGAUGGUGAUCGAGUACGUUGGCCAGAUGGUGCGACCGUCGGUUGCCGAUUUGCGCGAGACGAAGUACGAAGCGAUCGGCAUCGGUAGCUCCUAUCUGUUCCGCAUCGACAUGGAAACGAUCAUCGAUGCGACCAAGUGCGGCAACUUGGCGCGAUUCAUCAACCACAGCUGCAACCCCAACUGCUAUGCGAAGGUGAUAACAAUCGAAUCGGAAAAGAAGAUUGUCAUAUACUCAAAGCAACCGAUCGGCGUGAACGAGGAGAUUACGUACGACUAUAAAUUCCCGCUCGAGGACGAGAAAAUCCCUUGUCUGUGCGGUGCUCCCGGGUGUCGUGGCACUCUUAACUAAAUUCUGGCAACUGGCUAACACGUUGCUUUGUUUGCUAUUGUACAUUACGACGGCUGUAUAUAUAUAUGUUUGAUUAGAGAAAAUGCUCAUCGGAUAGUUUCGGAAACUGCACUGCUCCAGCUGUGCCGUGCUUUUCUUCCUCUCAGCAAGCGUGUUUCUGCCUAUUGUUUCAGUUCCACGGACGCACGAUAACGGUGUAUCUUUUAGUUAAUUUUAUCGCUGUUGUGUCUUGUUUUCUAUUUUUUUAUUUUCACGCGCUUUACACGGCUGCAAAUCCGGCAACAAAAUUGAAGAAUUAUUGUGUGCCGCAAAGAGAGAAAGAGGGGCGAUUGGACAGUUAGUUUGUAACAACAUAAUACGUAGGAGAAGAUAAUGCAUACUAACAGGAGAUUUAAUCUUGAUUCUAGUUUAGGUAACGAAAGGUAAGAUUAGUGAAUUAUUAUUAAAACA
Anopheles nili is the source of this 6333-nucleotide messenger RNA. RefSeq names its product histone-lysine N-methyltransferase SETD1 (gene Set1). Gene Ontology annotation, molecular function: RNA binding; protein binding; histone H3K4 methyltransferase activity. The transcript has 3 exons. The coding region runs from base 1 to 5883 and encodes 1960 amino acids. Gene Ontology annotation, cellular component: Set1C/COMPASS complex. NCBI's taxonomy places the organism in Eukaryota, Metazoa, Arthropoda, Insecta, Diptera, Culicidae. The record is from RefSeq and is a predicted model, not a curated record.